Molecule: messenger RNA, 5338 nt
Organism: Macrosteles quadrilineatus (aster leafhopper)
Lineage: Eukaryota; Metazoa; Arthropoda; Insecta; Hemiptera; Cicadellidae
Gene: Rab19
Product: ras-related protein Rab-43
Exons: 5
Coding region: 198-860 (220 amino acids)
Cellular component (GO): trans-Golgi network
Molecular function (GO): GTP binding; GTPase activity
Source: RefSeq, a predicted model, not a curated record
CGGAAUGAAUAAUAAUAGGAUAGAUGGAAGCAAAAUAAAGAAUACUAAAAUACCAAUUCUAUUUUUCUUAACUAAGCCAGGCCAUAGGUUAAGUUUGUAAAUGUUUUAAUUUCUUUACGAGUUUUAACGAAGUUUGUACAUUUAAACAACAUUUAUGUUUAAACUUUGACCUUUUAGUGCACCAAAGUGAGGUAAAUAUGUCCCGAUCUUCUGCAGAUUCUUUCAUAAGCCCAUCAUCAUCAGAUGAAAGUUUUGACUUUUUAUUCAAAAUAGUACUCAUAGGGGACUGUGGAACUGGAAAAACUUGUGUUGUUCAAAGGUUCAAGUCUGGAACUUUUGUGGAAAGGCAUGGUAAUACUAUUGGAGUAGACUUUUCAAUGAAGACAGUUACGGUGGAUGGGAAGAAAGUUAAAUUACAGAUAUGGGAUACUGCUGGGCAAGAAAGAUUCAGAACGAUUACACAAAGCUAUUAUAGAUCUGCCAAUGGAGUCAUAAUUGUAUAUGACAUCACAAAACGUGCCUCGUUCUUGGGCCUGCAGCGCUGGAUCGAGGAAGUAAGGAGGUACACUGCAUCAAAUGUCAUCAUAAUUUUGAUUGGCAACAAGUGUGACCUUGAGACUCUGAGAGAAGUGGAGUUUGCUGAGGCUGAGGCCAUGUGUGAGUACAUUCCUGAGAUAUUGUACGUCAUGGAGACAUCGGCCAGGGAGAACACUAAUGUAGAAAAUGCAUUCUUGUGUCUCGCCACGGAACUGAAGAGGAGACACGAUCACAACUCCUACGUUGACAGUCCCUCCGGUGAUACUGUGAAGCUCGGUGAGAGUCAUGUAGUCAAGCGCUGCAGCUCGUGUAACUCGUUAUGAGCUUGUGAUCUCGUUAUGAGCUCUAACCCCCAGGAACCCUUGUGAUACCUAGCGGUGCCUUGGACUGCUACGCUCAUCUAGACUACUUCAGGUAUACAUCCUAGGUGCAUAGUUAUUACCUCACAUUAUAGUGGAAUAAGUAAAUCAGGAACAAAGGACAAAUCUUUGGAUGGUUUAUGUAACGUUCUAACUAUAGUAAACCCUAUGUAAUCAGCACUAAUGGGGUUCAAGUUUUCUGUAUUAACGAAGAUGGCUGUGUUGCUGGUCUAGGCCUAUUGGUUAGUUUCACUGACUUAAACGCGGAAGACAGUUCAGUCUUCAGUAUGUCGAACCAAAUAUAGAAGUUAAAACUGCUUUUCCUUAGAAGUUGUAAUUUUUUCGUUUAUAAAAAGCAUCUAAUGUGCACACUAGUUAAAACAGUAUUUGUAUUACAUACACAAAUUUUAAUCCGAGGACAGCAACACUAUUCUGUGAUUGUUUGUACACCCUAGUAUAUGAUUAAAAAACUUUUACAGGAUAAAACACUUGAAUAACGUAUUCAAAAUUUAGAAAUACAAUCAGACCCUCAUGGUGUGCUAAAAAAAAUUCCAAACAAUGCAUUUUAAAUUUCUAAUUCCCAUUUUGUACUUUGACAUUAUGUUUUUCACUCUGCAUUACGCUCAGGUCCUUUGCUACAAAACAGCUUACAAGAGCAUUCCUGCAAGCAGUUGCAGUCGGUGUAUGACAUUUUAAAAACGUUUUAUUGCUAAAUAAAACUAAAGAAUGUUUUUAUUUGAUGUCAGUUGAAUCAAUCUAUAAAAAUGGUUUUGUUUGUAGUUCCAGGGCAUAAGUAAGGUGUACAUAAAUUCACAUUCUUUAGGAGCAAAAUAGACCAAAUUGAUGGUUGUGUCAUUCUACACAGGCAUUUUAAUACAUUUUUAUUGAAUGUACAGCCCUAGAGAAAGUUAUAAAAUUAAACCUGAUUUAGUUUUACUUCUUCUAAUACCCUUAUACUUUAAACAAAUACUCUAUGCACGUUUGUGUAUGCAUAGUUUUUGUUUUUUUCUGCAUAGUUGUUAUUUAUUAAAUAACAUUUUUUUAUUAUUUUUGUUGAAGGUUGAAUUGCAUCACAUUGUUAAUUUUAUUCUCUUCAUUGUUAAUACCUUUCGUGUUUACAGUUUUAUAUCUAAUUUAGCAUACUGUUCAUAAUUUAACAUAACUUUAAAACUUCUAGAUUGCCUUAAAAAGAAAUACAUUUGCUUUUAGACGAUGUUUAAGUUAGAAUUUAAGUAUGAAUCCUUAAUUUAGUUUGCCAAAGAUCUGGUACAUGAGGCCUAAACAUAAGAAAAUUUAGCCUAUACAUGAUGCAAAACAUAUUGCGCUGCUACGGCCUAAUCAACUUCUGUAAUGAAAAAAGUAAAAUCAUCCCAAAAUGAAUUGUUGCGAUAUCACAGUAAAACUGCUAUUUUCAAUACAUGAGCUGCAAGGUGAAAAUCUAGUUCAUUCAUCUCUAGGGCAAAAAAGUCAGCUGUAAACUAAUUUUGAUGAUAUGAAGUAGCCUAUUUCGGAUUUUAAAAUGUGUUGUAAUUCAAAACAAUUUCUGUUCACAGAAAAUAAACAACAAGAAAAUGUUUUCAUUUGAAGAAAAUUUUUUAUAAUUUACCAAUAUCUGUGAGCUUACAACUUGUUAUGAAAUUGAUAUUUUCUGUUGUAUUUGCCCAGAUCUUAAAAAAUGGAGAGCCAUAGUCAAAAUUUAUUUUGUUUGACAUUUAAGUUUUUGUGUUAGAUACAUUUAUUAUAUCGUUUUAUUAGCUCAAUUUAUUUUGCGUCUGGUAUAAAGGCAGGAUUUUAUUUGUUUACAAAUUUAAUGUUGUGAACAAAUAUAGCAUUAUUGUUUUAAUGAGUUAAACAGAAGAUGUUGCGAUAUUUUGCAAUGCUCAAAAUGUUGUUUUUAUUAAAGUAAUAUUCUGAUACAUUAUUUCAGACUCUAAAAACAAUAGUCACAAUCUCACCCUUUACAGUAUUAUUUUAUUUUUUAUUUUAGGCUAGUUAUAUUUUACAAUUAUAUUUUAGACUGAUAAUUAUUUGCUUUACUGUUUUUACUACUGGCCUUAUUUAUCACCAUGUUUUUGCCUACUUUCUUCUUCCUAAAUCAAUAUGUUUAAUAGAGAUAAUCUAUGAAAAGUUAAACUAAUAUUGUAUUUCCAGUACAGAGAUUUGCAUGAUUCAGUAUACAAAUAUAGUAUCAAAAGAACAUUGAAUACUUAAACUACUUAAGGAACUUUAGAUUAAGUCAGUUUAUAUAAAAGAUUGAUAAUAUUACAUAAAAAAUAUAUUCUAAAUCUAUUGCACUUCAUAAGUAUCAAAUAAACAUCCUUCUGUUCAGUUUAUCUUUUAUUGAUUGAAAUACAUUACCACAGUUCAUACAUUAAAUUCAAUUGAUUUAACUAGUAUUAGAAACUGUGUAUCCAAGCUAAUAUUGAGAUUGUAAUUAUUUAUAAUUAAAAAUGCAUGUUAAAUUCACUGAAAUAUUUCAAGGUGAACAAAUAUAAAUAGAUCCAGAAUGUUGCUUUUUUUUGGAAGGUAAUAAUACACAUCACUAAUAAAUAUUAUGUAUGUGCCUUGAGAAUGUGGUCUUGUUUAAGAAAUGCAAUAAUCAAGGUUGUAAUGUAGUAUUUAUAUUGUACUUUUAAGGUUUUUAUUGUAACAUCGAGCAUUUCAAUUAAGUUUUAGUCUAUAUAUAUUCUUUGAUAAGUCUGGAAUUGCAAUAAAAAUGCUUGGUCAGAUCUGUUAGUAAUAAAAACUGCUUUUAAAAAAUCUACAUGAAUCUUUCAAAAUCUGUCAAACAAUGGCUGUAACGUUAAUGAUCUAUAUCUGUAUGUUUAUUUAUUUACUCUUACAUGUUUUUAAGUUUAUGUACAGUACGACCCCGUUUAUCCGUCUCCUACAGGACCAGAUUAUCCGAAGAGCAGCAUUAUCAGGACUUUUCCGAGAUCACAGGAGUUGAUUAUGAUGUUUCCGUUACCACAGGAGAUAUUGAGGAUUACAACGUUUCCGCGAUCUCGAGAGACCAUGAUGAUGUAUCUGUAAAUUCAGCUGAUGUUCUAUAUUUUGCCGUCACCACCGAAGUAAAUGAUAUUUUUCAUAACCGCGGGAUCUGUGUAAGAUUUUUCCUCGAUAAUGUUCCCGUGUCCGCGAGUAGCAUUAUUUAUUUUGCCACAAUUGCGGUAGGUGAUGAUAAUGUUUCCCUUACUGCAGGAGAUGUCGUAGAUUUGGCAGCAAUUGCUGGGGAUGAUGAUAACGUUUCUGUGAUUGCUGGAGACUGUAAUGAUGCCACACGAUUAUAGAAAAUGGUAACUAUAUAACUGCGAUAACAUUGUCACUAAUAGGCGAUCACACAAUCACAUUAUGAGAGGAGUCCGAUUAUCCGAGGUAGAAUUAGCAGGGUUCUACUGUAAAACUUAUCUUUUUUAUAGAUCGAUGGUUUAUUAUCUCAAAAAUGAUAAACUUUUCAAUAAUAAUAAGAAGUAUGUUAUUAAAUGAUAUUACUAUUAUUAAUAUUUAUUAGAUUUUUGUGGUGUUCUUUUACUAACCAGUAUUAAUUUAAGUAAGGCAUUUAGGUACAUUAACGGAAAACUUUUGGUACUGUAAUGAUUUUCAUUCUGUUGAUAAACGUUAAGCCUGUUUUGAUGUGUAUUUUUGUUGUCAAAAUGCUUCUCUACUAUGUCAGCGGAAAACGUACACUGUACAAUUUAAUUCUUCCUUAAUAUUACCACUUUGUUUUAAUUGGUUGUAAUAGCUUUAAUAUAGUCAAUGGGUUAAGGUAAAGUGUUAAAGGUAAGAAAUAAAUAAGAAACAUCCAAACUUACAAUUUACACAAGUCACGUUUUAAAGUUAUCUUCAGAUGUGAUCAGAUGAGAUCAUGAGGAUGACAAAUCUAUCAUGAAGUAUGUUUAUCCGUAUUGUAUUAGAUAUUGCAAUAGGUACAAUAUAUUUUGGUUAAAAUGUGAAUAUAAUGAGUUAAUUAGUUUUCGUCCUUUGUAAUUUGUAAAGCUUUAAUUUGUACUAAUUAAUUCAUUGUUUGAAUGUUCCUUUGUCAUAUUGAUACAUAAUAGUUUAUGUACUGCUAAACAUAUUACUAUUUGAUAUACAUGUUAUGAUUUGAAUACAUGUUACAUGUAUUCGUAUAAUUUAAUUUACCACUUACAGUAUUGAGUUUAUGUGUAAUCAAGUAGUUAAAAACUAAUUUCUAACAAAUGUAACCUCACCAGCAAUGGAAAUCAUGGUUUUAUCCUCAUGCUGUACAAACAUUGAACACACAAAUAAUAAUAAUUUAAUUUACUGUACUUUUGUUUACUUUCAUUUUAUCUCGUAUGUGAUUAUGAUUAUAUUUCUAGUAACAGUAACCAAUGCCUAGAUAAUACAGUGUCUUUGUUGAGCUUAACCUAUUGUUAAUGUUAUUGUUGUAUCUCACCAUGUUGUUAUUAAUAAAUGCAUUA